CUCAACAGCUGAUACGAAACAUGGCGGCGGUAAACACAGACCCCAAAGCCACGGGAGAGCAAAUCAAAGCCAUUUUACGCCGCUGCAGGGGUCGACCGAGGCUGACAGACGCGGACCGGGCUCAGCGGCGGCUCGAGUCGCGGAAGAAGUACGAUGUGCGGCGCGUUUAUCUGGGAGAAGCGCAUCAGGUCUGGAGCGAGCUGCGCCGGCGCACCAGCCUGAGCGACGCGGGGCUCGCCGAGUAUCUGAUCCUGCUCAAUUCUGCAUAUGGAGAAAAAUACCAGCAGAAAUACGGCAAGAGGAAACCCCUUCCUGAACAAUGCAGCAGUCACAGGAAAGAGAAGAAGGUGUCUGCCACCAGCUUGCAGACUGUGGUGAGCUGGUAUCAAGGUCACUGUCAGUCGUGUCAGCAUGAGCCUGAGCUGCAGGCGGUGGAGCCCACUGUGGGUUUGUCUACAUCUGCACUGUGGCAGUGUGUGGCAGGUCAUUCGUUUGUGCAGAACCUGCCCUGGCCUGCAGGAGGUGAGUCCGAGUCAGACAUGGAGGACAGUGUUAUGGAGAAGGAUGAGGAGGACAGGCCUCCAGAGAAGAAAGCUACUGUCAAUGAGAGUAUCAACACCAAAAGGAGGAAACUGCAAAACCACGGGCGGCAGCAGGACGCCAUUAAUGACUUUGAAGACGAGGAUCAUCAUGUGGAGCAGAUGGCAUGCACGUCCCUCAGUGAUCUCCCAGGAUCCCCUGCGGCCCACAGCAGUCCUCCCGCCUCAGAGCGCUGUCUGGGAAACCAGGCCGAGUGGGAGAUGGAGGUGCUCAUGGACCGAGAAGCCGAGUCCGAUGGAAAAGCCUUGAGUCAGGAUGCGGAGAUGAGGCCUGUCAGGGAACAGACGGAUGCUUCGAGGACUUUAGAGAAGGAGGACAGUGGAGGCGGCUUGACGGAGAGUUACGAAUGCGUGGUUGUCACAGCGCCCUUGACGGACAGACAGGAGAGGGAGGAUGGAGCCAACUGUUCCAGAGAAGGUGGGGUGGAGAGUGUCCCGUCGUUAGCGGCCGCCCCAGCGCAGAGCCAACUGUUUGAGAGUCAGGACCUGCAGACGGUGAUGGGUGGAUGUGAGCUGCCAGACCAGCGCUCCACACUGGAAGGAUCUCAGCUGAUCAUAAUUACGGGACCCAGUUAUGAGGCUCUGACGUCUGAAGGCAUUCAGCUGAACGUGGGAGGCGGUGAUGUUGAGGAGGUCACAUGUACUCUGAUCGGGGACGUGUCGUAUAAUCAGAUGUGUCCAUCAGGAGCCAGCUCCCGUCCCAGCGCCGAUCUGGCUGAGAAGCGGUUAUUGCAUCCCGAUGAAGAAACACACUGUUCGAAAGCGCUUCAGCAAUCUCUCAGUAGGUCUAAGCGGAGCCGGCGGGGUCCAGUAAUCGAGGCGGACGGCAUGCUGAAGAUGUUCCACUGUCCGUAUGAAGGCUGCAGUCAGGUGUAUGUGGCCAUUAGCAGUUUCCAGAAUCAUGUGAACCUGGUGCACAGGAAGGGCAGGACCAAAGUGUGUCCUCAUCCAGGCUGUGGGAAGAAGUUUUAUCUGUCCAACCAUCUUCAUCGGCACAUGAUCAUACACUCAGGUGUGCGAGACUUUAUCUGUGAAACGUGUGGCAAGUCUUUUAAACGCAAGAAUCACUUAGAGGUGCACAGACGAACGCACACAGGAGAAACGCCGUUACAAUGUGAGAUAUGUGGGUAUCAGUGUCGACAGCGAGCGUCACUCAACUGGCACAUGAGGAAACACACAUCUGAAGCGCAUUUCAACUACACGUGCGAACACUGCGGCAAACGCUUCGAGAAACUCGACAGCGUCAAGUUCCACAAACUCAAGAGCCAUCCAGACAAACAGCCCACCUGAAAGACACUUAAAGAAAAAAACUCAUGAGUAUGUGAAAAGUUUUAUCAAGGAUGUGGAACAAAGUGUUUAUUUAGCAGUAAUUGCAUUUUGUGCACUUUCAGGUGUAUUUUCAUGAAAAAAAAGUCAUGGUAUUGACCUAAAAUAUGCUUGAUAGAUACUCAGAGCAGAAAAUGACAUGCAAAAACACAGAGACAUCGAUCAAGAGAAUCAAAACAGUUUGUUUUGUUGUCUGUCUAAAGUGUGUUUUUAGUUCAUUCCUGUGCUGGACACAGAAAAACAAACUGUACUUUCUGCUGACACUGUAUGAACAAACAUAUUAAUGUUUACACCAGUUUUUUCUUAAUCUAAGAUCUUAAUCAUAAUAUUAUGAUCCAAAUCAGGGUAAAAUAAAGUAUAAUUAUCUGCUGUUGCAGAAACCCAUACAGUUUAUUUACAUUGCCUUGUCCAAUCCACAUUUUUAAAAACUUCUGCUGGAACAUAGUAUGUAGCCCGACAUAUUCUUCGCCAACUUGUUGUAUUUAUUAUUUAUAACUUAAGCUACAAUGCAGCUUUGGUUGAACACUUACCCCAUAUACUUAAAUUGUAAGCACGUAACUAUCAAUCAACACAUUCGUUUUUUACAAAAUGUAUCCAUUAAUGUCAGUCCUUCGCUAUUCAGGAUGUAGAUGAGUUUGUCUCUUCAUCAGAACAGAUUUGGAGAAAUGUAGCAUUACAUCACUUGCUCACCAGUGGAUCCUCGGCAGUGAAUGGGUGCCGUCAGAAUGAGAGUCAAAACAUACUAUUUGAUAAAAACAUCACAAUAAUCCGUAAUAACGUUUUCACAGUCCAUCACCUGGGGCCUGUACCAUGAUGGCAGAUGAACAAAUUCAGAGUUAUAGGAUAAGUUUUGACUUGACAAAUGCAAACCACUCCAAUCUGGCUUUGUUGGUACCAUGAAGCUGAUCAUCAACUUUCUCUGUCAACUCAGGCUUGAUCCUGAGUUAAUGGAGCACGUGCACAUGAAUGUGUGACAUCAGUGGCGAACAGCCAAUCACAACACAGAUCAAGUGUGAUUCACUUCUCGCGAGAGAGUCCGCGAGAUACAAAACUCUUUUGUUAAAGGUUAAGAGAUUAAAGAAUAUGAGGAAUUUAAACGCAUUUCCACUGAAUUACUUGUCCAUGAAAGAGGACAAAUGAAGGAAAUUAUCUUGCUCUAUCAGUGCAGUCACAAGUGAAACUUGUAAAGUUAGUUUAUAUAGUUGAUAAUAUAUAACGAUAGAGACUCAAACAUGUAAGGUCACAUGCAGCCAUUUUUAAAGUGUUAUCUAUUGAUUCUACCACUUAUUUAUAUUACAUAUGAUCUGUAUAUAUUAAUAUUCAUUUAAAAUAAAUGCUUUAUAAUAAUUGUUAAACUAAAAGUGCUUGUGUAAUGGAGUAAUAAUAAUAUAAAUCAUAUGUAAAUUGUAAUUAUCAUAUAAAGCCAGACAAUUUUGUUGUUGUUGUUGUUUUUUUUUUAAGGUACUUCAUAGUGACCUUUAAUUUGUAGGAAGAGAAACUGGGGGAGUGACUUUUGUUUGUGUCAGACGUGUGUCACUUUGCUCACAUCCGAUUGGUCCAAUUUCAGUUUGCAAUCUCUAACUCAGAACAUAACCUGCCCCGGAGCAGGUUAGCUGUGCAGUGUAAGUUACUAUGGUAAUGAACGCAGCUAAAAGCCAAGCCACUUUCAUGGUACCUAAAACCCAGGAUUGGUGCAAACUAAACUGAAACUUACCUGGCUAGCCAGCUAAUCCGGCUUCAUGGUACAGGCCCCUGCUGUCCUCUCACAUCAACAUCCACAAACAUAUUUGUUUAGAACUGUUUUGGACUAUUUUUGCUUGUAAAUGGUACUUGAUCUGCGCAUAUUUCUCUCUUGAUUCAGACAUGACUUUUUCACUGGAGGAAGCAAUAUUAUGGAUUUUGGACUUGUAAUUUAGCCAGAAGAAACAGUUUAAAGUAAAAAAAAACUUUUAAUGAUGGAUGUUUAUUACAAACAUUCAGCUUUUGCCUUCACAUGAUGUUAAUGGACUGGAGUUGUGUGGAGUAUUGUGUUGUUGUUUUUUUCAUCUGUUUGGACCCUCAUUCUGACGGCACCCAUUCACUGCAGAUGAUCCAUUGGGAGCAAGUGAUGUAGUCAACAAACCAACUUAUCUACAUCUCGGAAGGCCUGAUGAUAAUAUUCAGCAAAUUUUCAUUUUUCAAAAAUUUAAAUUCUGUCAUUUACUCGCCCUGAAGUUGUUCCAAACCUGUAUGAGUUUCUUUUUUCUUUUGAGCUCAAAACAAAAUAUUUUAAAGAAUGUUGGCAACCAAAGAAUUCACAUAGAAAUUGACUUCCAUAGCAUUGAAAAAAAAAUGCUAUUAAAAUCAAUGGCUACCACCAGUUGUUUGGUUACCAACAUUCUUCAAAAUAUCUUUUUUUGUUCAACAGCUGAAUGAAGAAAUUCAUACAGGUUUGGAACAACUUGAGGGUGAGUAAAUGACAGAAUUUUCAUUUUUGGGUGAAUUUCCCUUUAAGUGUUACCAAUUUAUUUUCUUCUGUUUAAUUCAGAAUUUUCCAAACUUUUAGAAUCUUUUUUUUUAUUUUUUUUUUUUAGAAUCUUAGUAAGCUGAAAUUCUAACCAAAGGGAUAUUAUUUCCUUCAUGAUUCAACAUAUAUUUGUCAACUAUAUACUUAUGUAUAAAUACAUGAUUAUAUAUUUGUAGAUUCUUAGUUGGUGGUGUUGAUAAUAUCGACCUUUCCUCCUGCUUUUUUCUCUUUCAACAGUCAUAUUUGACCUACCUGAUGCUAUUUUAAAUGCAAAUGUCAACAGGUAAACAUUCCAAAAAUACAACAAAUACACAAUUGUUCAGAAUAUGUGCACUAAAACAAGUAAAUUGUGCGGAUGGAAUCUGGCAGUAUUAUCUAAAUAAAAAAAAUUAAAAAAAAAAACAUUUCACUUGUUUAUGCUUCUUUGGUCCGUGAAAAGCAGGAACCCUGUGAUGCUGAUCAUCAGUAAUAAUUUGUGAGAAUGGAUCUGAGUAUGAACUGCACAGGGAAGUGUUAUUGAAUACUUCAACUCUCAGGUAAAGAAAGUUCCUCUUGUGCUGCAUUCAUUUGCAUUUCUUUGUUUUGUGGUAGUUCUUAAUGUAAAUGUCCUGUUUUUAUCAUCUGUACAUCAUGCUCUUACAUUUUUCAAGUUCCUGGAAAAUGUUUGAUUAAGAGAUACGGAUUCCGUGCAGUGUUUCUGGAUGAACGAAUUAAAGAGUGACUGAAAGCACAAUGACCGUGUUUGAAGUGUUAUGUGAGGGCGUUGCGACAGAACUACACACGAGG
Onychostoma macrolepis is the source of this 5217-nucleotide messenger RNA. RefSeq names its product zinc finger protein 653 (gene znf653). Gene Ontology annotation, molecular function: transcription coregulator activity. Gene Ontology annotation, cellular component: nucleus. The record is from RefSeq and is a predicted model, not a curated record. Gene Ontology annotation, biological process: regulation of transcription by RNA polymerase II. The transcript has 10 exons. The coding region runs from base 21 to 1889 and encodes 622 amino acids. Lineage: Eukaryota; Metazoa; Chordata; Actinopteri; Cypriniformes; Cyprinidae.